GCGCUCUCGCCGUCCACUCCUAGGAGCCGAGCCAUGGAUAAAUACGAGCAGUUGGCUGUUGUCGGAGAAGGGUCGUACGGCGUUGUAUUGAAGUGUAGACGCCGCGACACGAACCAGCUGGUCGCCAUCAAAAAGUUUUUAGAAACGGAAGACGAUGUAGUCGUCAGGAAAAUGGCGCUGAGAGAGAUCAGGAUGUUGAAGAAACUUCGGCAUGAUCAUCUGGUGAACAUGAUCGAAGUGUUCCGCAGAAAGCGAAGGUUUUACUUAGUAUUUGAAUAUUUGGAUCACACUCUGCUCGAUGAGCUAGAGGCUUCACCAGGCGGUCUCGGUGAGGAUACCGCUAAAAAGCAUCUGUAUCAGCUGCUUAAGGGAAUUGAUUACUGUCAUCAAAAUUCGAUCAUCCAUCGAGAUGUUAAACCCGAAAACGUUCUGGUUUCUAAUAAUGGUAUCGUGAAGCUCUGCGAUCUCGGUUUCGCGAGAACUUUGGCCGCCCCCGGGGAACCUUACACGGAGUAUGUAGCCACUCGGUGGUACAGAGCUCCAGAAUUGUUGGUCGCUGAACACAGGUACGGUCCUGAAGUAGACAUCUGGGCAAUCGGCUGUCUAUUUGCGGAGAUGUUGACCGGUGACCCUCUCUUCCCCGGUGACUCUGAUAUCGAUCAAUUAGCGCUCAUUAUAAAGACUGUUGGGAAGCUGGCGCCCCGGCACCAGCAGGUGGUAGCGCGGCUGGCGGGCGCGCUGCAGGCGCCGGGCGCGCGCGGCGUGCUGCCCGGCGCCGCGCUCGCCCGCGAGCUGCUCGCCGCCUGCCUGCGCACCGAGCCGCGCGCGCGCCCCUCUGCCGCCGCGCUGCUGAGGCACAAAUACUUUAUAGCGGAUGGAUUCGCGGAUAGUUUUAAUGCGGAGCUGAAGAAGAAAUUGGGCAAAGAAAUCGAGACACCCGCCGCAGUCGCACCACCUCGAGUGGUCGGGAAACCGCGCCAGCAGUGGACACUAAAUAUUGUUACGGAUCCCAACAGAUCUCGAACAAGCAGCACAGCGGGUGAAUCUUUAAUCGACUACAACUACACUCCGAGCACAGAACAUCAAAUGGAGUCAGCGAGUUACGACAAGAAACUGACACAAGCACAGACACACACACAUACAGUUGAGAGCGAGGUCCCCCCAGCAGUGGUCAGUACGUCGGGCUCGCGUCCAACUCUACCACGCUCAUUGGCGCGUGCUGUCGACGAAACCUUCCAGAACUUUCCUGUACCCCUAAACACCUACCCGCGAACUCCAUACAUUAAAAAGGUAAACAGUAAAUUAGUAAUGGACGAGGAACUUCUGCGCGGUCGCGCGCUCGCCAAGAAAACUACAAAGAAAAUGCCUCCCGACUUCUCACUGCCAUACGUGCCCGGAGCAAGCAACAGUCCAAUGAAAAAAGCGAAAAAGCCAACCACAAACAAUACGAUGCCCAAAGCAUACGAGAUGUGGGACAAUAAUGUAACACCGACUCUAAGAACGCCUACGAAUCUUCCGUACAUGUGA
Melitaea cinxia (Glanville fritillary) is the source of this 1527-nucleotide messenger RNA. RefSeq names its product cyclin-dependent kinase-like 4. Gene Ontology annotation, cellular component: nucleus. The transcript has 14 exons. Gene Ontology annotation, molecular function: ATP binding; cyclin-dependent protein serine/threonine kinase activity. Bases 34 to 1527 code for a protein of 497 amino acids. Lineage: Eukaryota; Metazoa; Arthropoda; Insecta; Lepidoptera; Nymphalidae. The record is from RefSeq and is a predicted model, not a curated record. Gene Ontology annotation, biological process: protein phosphorylation.